AUGCCUCGCUGCAUCCAUGACUUGCCUCUUCUCAGUUCACUGAUCAUGGAUGUCACACGAGAACGUACCGUGGGGCACCCCACGGCGAAGGUUGUGCCCGACGCCACAAUUCGGGACUAUUUGCUGAACUAUGACACGCCGAUCGAUCUUGCAUUGCAUUGCAGAAACACUCAACGAUUGGUGUCUGAAAAAGCAAUCAUCCCCGAUGACCACCAUCUUGAUCUUGUCGAUGAUGAAAUGAGAUUCGAUGAUCUCAAUACCAGCGGGAGUCACGGCUUCGCGUGUGACCGGAACUCCGGUCUAGAUCUUGCACGCACACCGUUGUACUGGGUAUCAUGCAGUGGACCCACCGUUCAUCCGGCCGAAACCCCCAACUACAGAAAGAAGAUCUGCAUGUUGUGUGGUCUCAGAGGCAGUGGGACCAAGAGGCAUCUGCAGUAUCAUCCCGGCAUAAUUCGGGUGACGGAGUCUAAGGUUAUCUCCUCUAUUACUGAACAGCCUAUCAUGCAUCUCGGGAUUACACAGGGAACACACCAGCCAUAA
Messenger RNA from Aspergillus costaricaensis CBS 115574, 543 nucleotides. RefSeq lists its product as uncharacterized. The coding region runs from base 1 to 543 and encodes 180 amino acids. The record is from RefSeq and is a predicted model, not a curated record. Lineage: Eukaryota; Fungi; Ascomycota; Eurotiomycetes; Eurotiales; Aspergillaceae. The transcript has 6 exons.